Messenger RNA from Schistosoma bovis, 528 nucleotides. The record is from the annotation of a GenBank genome assembly. NCBI's taxonomy places the organism in Eukaryota, Metazoa, Platyhelminthes, Trematoda, Strigeidida, Schistosomatidae.
AUGAAAUUUUCUAUUGAAUCUUUUAAUUUACAACACAAACUGACUUUAAUCGAACAACCGCUAUUUGAUCAAACAAGCAAUUCUGAUGUAUAUGACAGAAUUUUAAAAAAUAGUAUAUUGGGUACAAGACUAGUGAAAAAAGCUGUUAUAUGCAAUCGUCGAUCAGGUGCCAUAAAUGCUUAUGGACCAGAGGAUUUUACACCAUCGAUUGAACAAAUUAAUAAAUUUAUGAUAUUAGCACAGGCUGAACGAGCAGAUCGUGUAAUUAUAGAUAAACACUUUCAUAUAGCUAUGGAUUCUUGUUUAUAUAAAGAUGUAGAUGAUGAAACUGGUGUACUUUUAGCGGAUAUAAUUCAAUAUUAUACAAGACCAAAUACAAAUGAAUAUAAUAUUGGUAAAUAUGAAUUAUGUGGUUUAUUAACAAAAAAUUCUUUAUUAAUUGCAAUCUAUGAAAUUGGUAAUCGAACUAAUGAUGCAAAACAAUUAUUAAUUGAAAUGCGAGAUUAUUUUGAUGCUCAAGGAAUGUAA